Macadamia integrifolia is the source of this 1705-nucleotide messenger RNA. RefSeq names its product protein RESTRICTED TEV MOVEMENT 3-like. The coding region runs from base 452 to 1444 and encodes 330 amino acids. The record is from RefSeq and is a predicted model, not a curated record. Lineage: Eukaryota; Viridiplantae; Streptophyta; Magnoliopsida; Proteales; Proteaceae. Gene Ontology annotation, molecular function: protein binding. The transcript has 7 exons.
CUUUUUUUAGCCCUUGGAUUUUUGGUUGAUAUCUCUUUUUAGACUUGGGUUUAUGGUUUUCCCUUGUUGGAGUUGGGUAUAGAUAUCUCUCCCUUCAUACCCUGUGUCACUGAUCAGCAGAUUAGGUUCGUGUUUCUGAAAAACCUAAAGGCUAACAAGGGUUUUGGGUUUUCUUGACUGAUUUCUUUUGUUUCUUCUUGGCCCACAAGCCUCCAAAUUCAAUCGCAGAAGAACGAAACAAGAGGAACCAACGAGUGUUUUCCCAUGUGUUUCCGACUUCCAAGUUGAUGAUUUCGAGUAGCUUCUUUUAAGUUUUAACACUAUCCUUGCAUAGGUUUGUAUAUUCUUCUGCAUUGCAGGCUGCAGCUACUUGUUUAAUGAACUGUGUUUGUGAUAACUCAGAAUCAGAAGGAGCCUUUCCACUUGAACAACCUUCAGACUUGCUAGCAGUAUGGAAACGAAGAACAAAUUUAUAACCGGCGAGAUGGAGCUUUUCUCUAUUAAGGGUGAAGAAGCAGUGUCAAGAACAAUGAGGGAUGAACCUCCAACUCACUUCGAACUUAAGAUUAAGUCAUUUUCUUCGCUCUCAAAGUCAUCACUUGAAAGAUACGAGUCCGGAAAUUUCGAAGCUGGUGGCUACAAAUGGAAACUCUGUCUGCACCCAAAAGGCAACAAGGACAAAAAUGGGGAAGGACACAUCUCUCUCUACUUGGUAAUAUCAGAUACAAACUCCCUCUCUCGAGGUUGGGAGGUCCAUGCCUUGUUCAGGCUGUUUUUGCUUGACCAACUUGAGGACAAGUACUUGAGCAUCCAAGAUUCCAAUGGAAGAGCAAGAAGAUUCCGUGCAUCAAGAACGCAAUCUGGGUUCGACAGAUUAAUUAGCUUGAAACAAUUCAAUGACCCUUCUAAUGGAUACUUGGUAAACGACACUUGUGUGUUUGGAGCUGAAGUCUUUGUCCACAGAGAGAGUGUUUCAGGCAAAGGAGAGUGUUUGUUGAUGACAGCUGGACCUGACACUUGUAACCAUACCUGGAAGAUAGAGAAUUUCUCUGCAUUGUUUGCGGAAUCCCUUUUCUCGGAAGUGUUCACUGCUGGUGGUCAUAAAUGGAGGGUAAAUCUCUGGCCUAAAGGUCAUGGGGAACAGAAAGGAAAAAGCCUUUCUUUGUUCCUGGAGUUGAAUGAUUAUUCAACCCUUCUUCCCGGCCAAGGAGUAUAUGUGGAGGCACAAUUGCGAGUGUUGGACCAGGUCAACGGCAAGCACAUGGAAAAGAAAAUGCAACAUUGGUUUUAUGACUCAAGUAAGGAUUGGGGUUGGGCAAUGUUCCUGUCUCUCAAUAGUCUCAAAAACCAGUCGAUGGGCUACUUGGUGAAAGGUGGCUGCAUCAUUGAAACACACCUGCUAUUCAUUGGAGCAAUUGAGAAACUGGGCCAGAAAUCAGAAUGAGAGGAAAAAGCUUUUGAUGGACUCGGUAUCUUUCUAUGGCUUAGGUUAUUCAGCUAGAUCUGGUAGAUGAGGUUAUAGCAUUGAUGAAGUAUCUGCAUAUAAAUAAACAUUAACAAGAAUAUUCCUAAGCAGUAAGUACUUAUCUCAAUAACUAUAUCAGACGUUUUCUGUCCGAAUUCCCUGCUUCUGUAAUGUGCUUUGAAGGAGAAUAGUAAUCUUUUGGCAUAUAUAUGAAUAUAAGCAUUUUUCAUUGAGAGAUAA